CACACACACACACGUGGAGUCAGGGCCAUGCGAUGUGGAGCGCGGCCAUGAAGGAGGCAGAUGCUGAUGGAGGACGGCGCAGCAUCAGCGGAGGACGGCGGGGCGCAGGAAGCGGGACGAGAGCCCGAUGCCAAGAUGAUCUGCCCUCAAGCUGAGUGGGAGGAAAAGGAGCGUCCUCCGUCAGAGGAUCUGGAAUGUAAAAUCUGCUACCAGCGCUACGACACUCACAGCCGCAGACCAAAGAUCCUGGACUGCCUCCAUCGGGUGUGCGCCCGCUGCCUGGUGAAGAUCCUCUACGUGGGCGAGGGCGCAGGCUGCAUCUCCUGCCCGUUCUGUCGACACCAGACGGAGAUGACGGACUACCAGGUGUCGGCCCUGCCGGACGACGCCAAGGUCAUGUCUCGCUUGAGCUGGAGCUCGGACCACAACAGGGAGGUGGUCUUGUCCCCCAAGAGCUUCUUCUCCUCCAGUCCGUCCCACGGUUCCUCCAACUGCCUCUUCAUCACCAUCAUGGAGGUGCAGGGCGACCCCAGCAGCUCCGACAACCUGGACUCGCUGUCGGUGGGCUCCGACGGGCCGGCGGACCAGGACUCCCUGUCCAAGUUCUGUAACCACGUGCCACGCAUCCUGGUCUGGCUGCUGGGCUUCUUGUACUUUGGCUCCCUGCCUCUAGGGAUUUACCUGCUGGUCAUCCAGAGAGUGACUCUGGGCAUCGUGUGCGUGAGCCUGGUGCCCUCCAGCCUGACCGUGUGCCUGGUCUACGGAUUCUGCCAGUGUCUGUGCCAGGGCAUGUGCGACUGCUCCUCCAGGGCCUGAGUGUGGGCCAGAAAACUGUCGGGUCCAGUGUGGGACAAGGUCUGCCUGGUGGUACAUUUGAAAGCUGCGGGACCCGCUGGGCUGUAUCCAUGUUGCUAUGGUGAUUGCUCUAUUGAACCCAAGCAGAAAACUGUUGGCAGAAAAGCUAAACCUGAUCGAUGUUAGACAAUUUAAACCAGGGGAGUCCAAACAUUUUCCACUGAGGGCCGCGCACUAAACAUUU
Entelurus aequoreus (snake pipefish) is the source of this 1039-nucleotide messenger RNA. RefSeq names its product E3 ubiquitin-protein ligase RNF182-like. NCBI's taxonomy places the organism in Eukaryota, Metazoa, Chordata, Actinopteri, Syngnathiformes, Syngnathidae. The coding region runs from base 61 to 816 and encodes 251 amino acids. Gene Ontology annotation, molecular function: metal ion binding. The record is from RefSeq and is a predicted model, not a curated record. The transcript is spliced from 2 exons.